AGUUACUGAGAAAUCACAAGGCAAAGCCAAAAUCCCUCUUCAGAUCCACGGUCAACUGCCCUGAUCACAUCCUGCAAAAAGUCCGGAGGAAGGAGAGCCAUGGAUUACUACAGAAAAUAUGCAGCUGUCAUUCUGGCCAUACUCUCUGUGUUUCUGCAUAUUCUCCAUUCUUUUCCUGAUGGAGAGUUUACAAUGCAGGGGUGCCCAGAAUGCAAGCUAAAGGAAAACAAAUACUUCUCCAAGUUGGGUGCCCCAAUUUAUCAAUGCAUGGGCUGCUGCUUCUCCAGAGCAUACCCCACUCCAGCAAGGUCCAAGAAGACAAUGUUGGUCCCAAAGAACAUCACCUCAGAAGCCACAUGCUGUGUGGCCAAAGCCUUUACCAAGGCCACGGUAAUGGGAAAUGCCAAAGUGGAGAAUCACACAGAGUGCCACUGCAGUACUUGUUAUUAUCACAAAUCUUAA
Felis catus (domestic cat) is the source of this 462-nucleotide messenger RNA. It is a transcript of the gene CGA, whose product is annotated as glycoprotein hormones, alpha polypeptide. Gene Ontology annotation, molecular function: follicle-stimulating hormone activity. The record is from RefSeq and is marked provisional. Gene Ontology annotation, biological process: positive regulation of steroid biosynthetic process; thyroid hormone generation. Gene Ontology annotation, cellular component: follicle-stimulating hormone complex; extracellular region. NCBI's taxonomy places the organism in Eukaryota, Metazoa, Chordata, Mammalia, Carnivora, Felidae.